AUGAGGAUACACAUUUGGUGCAUUCUAGCACCAGUGUUCCUGAUAUCUGUGAAAGCAAGUUUACAUGACAAUGUUGGACAGUCAUUCUAUGAGACAUCGCAGUCGUCAUCGCCGUCUCCAAUGUCUGAUUACACGCAAUCUCCCCAACCAGAUGUAUUAGAUGGAAUGAAAGAAAUAGUUUUGUUCCUAACGCCUGAUCAAGUGAAUGCUUUGCAAGCAGCCGGGGCAGUAGUCAAACCGUACCCAGAAGAUGAGGUGGACUUUACUUCAAUGGAUCAGCAGCUACCGCAAAGAAUUAAACCUGAGACAAGACAGCAUUAUCAGAUGCAAUGGAAUCCAAACCAGAAUCCACAAUAUAACACUGAAUUACAAAAUUACUAUAAACUUUUGAACAUACAAGAAAUCAAUGAUAACUUGUCGCAAACUGCUGCAGCUACAAUAAGAACCACAGAGAGGACAACAACGACUCCAAGAUAUAGAUUUACAAGCACUACUACACGACCACGAUUUAAAGAAAGAGAAUAUCUAACAUCACCUGCACCGAACAGAAAAGCAAGUAGAACAAAUUAUUCUAAUCAAAACAGUAACACGGAACGUACUCCUUUCCAAUACUAUUAUGUAAAUCAAAAUUUUAGAAAUACUCCCUAUAAUAUCCGUACUCCUGACAAUAGCCCGUUUUCUGAAUUUUCCUUUGACCGUAAAACCAACCCCAACUUUUACAGUACACCUAGCUCUACAAUUACUCCUAGCCCUAGUAAAAUGGACUAUUCCAACCAAAACAGUAACGUAGAACAUACUACUCAUUUUGAAUUCUAUUUCGAAAAUAAGAAAUUUAAAAAUACUCCUUCCAAUAUCCAAGUCCCUUACAAUAGUCCUUCAACUAAAAAUACUCCCAACCCUCACAAAAAUACACCUGGAUUUUACAGUACACCUAGCUCUGAAAUUACUCCUAAUCCUUACUAUACCCCCAGUCCUAAAAGUACUCCUAACCCUAACAUUGCUCCUAGCCCUAAAAUUAUUCCUAGUACUGACAAUUCUCCUAGCCCUAAAAACAUGCCUAAACCUUAUAGUACUCCUAAGCCCAACAGCGUCUUUAACUUUAAUAGAAGCCCUUUCCUUUAUAAUACCCCUAGCAGUUCUAAUACCCCUAAUCCUUAUAGUACCCCUGGCCCUUAUAACACCCCCAACAAUUUCAAUUCUGCAACCCGAUUGCAACAAUCUCCAUAUCAGCCAGAGAAAAUACAACCCAACAACUACUUUCAAUCUAAUAAAAAGGUUCAAGGGAACCAAUAUGACCAAAGCCCUUCUAGUACCCCUACAGCUUACAGUACAACUAGUACCCCGAGACUGAAAAUAACCCCUAGCCCUAAAAAUACCCCAAAACCUUACAGUAUACCCAGUCCUUACAAAUCUUCUACCCGUUUACCGUUAUUUCGGUAUGAACUAGAGAAGGAACAAUCCAACAAUUAUUUUCAAACUAGUAAAGAGAUUCGCAGAAAUCAAAAUCACCAAAGCCCUUCCAGUACCCCUAUCUCGUACAGUACUCCAAGACCUAAAAUAACUCCUAGCUCUAAAAAUACCCCAAACUCUUACAGUACUCCCAGCCCCUACAAAUCUUCUACACGUUUACCGCUAUCUCAGUACGAACCAGAGAAGGAACAACCCAACAACUAUUUUCAGACUAAUAAAGAGAUUCAAGGGAACCAAUAUCACGAAAGCCCUUCCAGUACCCUUAGCCCUUACAAUUCUCCUCGUUCUAACAUUACCCCUAGGCCUAACAAUACUCCUAGCUUAUUCAACAGCCUUAAUCCUUAUAAAACUCCUACCCGUUUACCGCAAUCUCUGUAUCAAUCAAAGGAGAAACAAUCCAACAAUUAUUUUCAUUCAAGUAAGGAGAUUCAAGAGAACCAAUAUCACCAAAACCCUUCCAGUACUCCUAACCCUAACAGUACCCCUAGCCCUUAUAAAACUCCUACCCAUUUACCGGAAACUCUGUAUCAAUCAGAAGAGAAGCAACCCAUUGAUGUUCAACCAAGUGAAGAUAUUCAAGAGGAUCAAAAUCACCAAAACCCUUCUAAUACUCCCAAGCCUUAUAGUACCCCUAGACCUUACAAAACUCCUACCUAUGAACCGCAAUCUCUGUAUCAACCAGAGGAGAACCAAUCCCACAAUUUUCAACCAAGUGAAGAGAGUCAAAGGAAACAAUAUCAACAACCAGAAACGGCGACCCACCAAAAUGAAUUUUCUGGAACAAAUAGAAAGCAAAAGGAAUUCACUGCAUCCAGUACGAAACCUCAUGAGGAUGAAAAUGUGUGCACUGAAGAAACUACGGAGCCUGAGCAAUAUGCAACUCAACGGACAGUGGAAAUUGGAAAUAGGAAAGUAAAUAAAUACAGCGCAAGAAAUGUUUACAAGCCACCGGUAGCUGUUCAAGUUCAAGAAGCACAAGAGUCUGUGAAACCACAAACACUUGCAGAGGUUCCUACUUCAUAUAAUGCUCAAACAGAGCCAGAGCUAAAUAGUGGACUUGAAGCCACGACAAAACGUAAGAAACCUCUUAAUUCUGAUAAUGAUCAUAAUGAUGAUCUAAGUAGUUCACCACUACAAGAAGAACAAGAAACGACCACACCUUCAGCGUUACCACCACUCGUUCGUAAACCAUUUGAAGAGGAAGAUUAUUUAUCACUACUUCUAGCACCAUUAUACAAGCAUCAAACGAUCUCAGAAAUUGUAUCUCAACACAAAGAUGACCUUGCUAGAAGUGAGUCAAAUGUCAAUUCUAAAUUGCAGUACUUGACAAAUUCACACUUUAAUACUAAUAAUCAUAGGUCUGGCUUUGAAAAAUUGCCAGUUGACUUUAAUGAGCAAGAUGGCUUAGCAAAACACGAAGCAAUUACCAGAUCGCCUUCAGUUUAUGUAGAUGAAAAUUCAGAAACUGUUGAAACCAUUUCUCAAAAUUUACCUAAAACGAGUGAGUUUCCAAUACAAGAACAUUCACCUGAACCAAAGGAUUGGAUAGCAUCAUCCCCAAAUCCAGUACCGAUAGAAUUGAUACGUCAAUUUCCAUCUGAAGAACAAGUUGUUAAUAUUGGAGGGGGGAGAAAUGUGUUCGCUAGAACAGAGAAACCCCUCACGAUACAAACUAUAGCUCCAUUAAGAUUGAAACAUACAACUCCAGAAGGCUUACCUUUGGAUUCACCAAUACUUCGUCCAAUUUGGGAUCAUUAAAAAUAUGUAGCUAGCUUUAAUCAUAAUAUAAUCUGUAUAAAGGUAUUGUUGACUUCAAAUGCAAUAGGUGGUGCCAUCGACUGAUUUCUAAGUGAUAAUAGUUCUAAUUUAUGAAAA
Helicoverpa zea (corn earworm) is the source of this 3345-nucleotide messenger RNA. Its product is annotated as cell surface glycoprotein 1-like. Bases 1 to 3228 code for a protein of 1075 amino acids. NCBI's taxonomy places the organism in Eukaryota, Metazoa, Arthropoda, Insecta, Lepidoptera, Noctuidae. The record is from RefSeq and is a predicted model, not a curated record. The transcript is spliced from 2 exons.